Molecule: messenger RNA, 417 nt
Organism: Iphiclides podalirius (scarce swallowtail)
Lineage: Eukaryota; Metazoa; Arthropoda; Insecta; Lepidoptera; Papilionidae
Source: the annotation of a GenBank genome assembly
AUGACCUCCAAGGCUAUGCCGGAUAGGGUCUCCCAUACCGGACAGGCUCGGAGCGAGGGACCAGACGAAGAGCAGCACAAGGAGGGGCUCUCCGUUGCGUCUGACGCCACCGUCGGAGGAGAUUUCGCCAACUCCUCGUUCCGCAACCAGCGACUCACUUCAACGACCCUUCUGGUGGCUCCAGUUGGAGAUGUUGUGUGGGUAUUUGGAAAGGAGGAUGGCCCUUUGACAUCAACCACAGUAGGGAGUUUAGAGGAGGUAGGCGGUAUAUCCGCGUCAGAUUCUGGCUCUGAAAUGAGCCUGGAAUUGGAAAAAAGCGUAGCUAGCAACGCUAGCUUCGCCAGUAUGGGUAGCGGAGAGGCCCAGAGAGUGCGCAAGAAGCGCACUCGCGCACUCGGAUGCAGACGCCGAAGCAGA